This is a messenger RNA of Acanthosepion pharaonis, 1170 nucleotides long. The record is from the annotation of a GenBank genome assembly. NCBI's taxonomy places the organism in Eukaryota, Metazoa, Mollusca, Cephalopoda, Sepiida, Sepiidae.
AUGCGUUUGCGGGGAAGCAGACCUUUCUCAGACGCAGGGGGAGAGAUGGGCGAUAUAAGGAAUCGACGUAGCAUAAGUUCGUUCAUCGGACGGCAAUCUAUCUAUCUAUCUAUCUAUCUAUCUAUCUAUCUAUCUAUCUAUAUAUAUAUAUAUAUAUAUAUCUGUUGUGUCAAGUUUCAACACUAUCUCAGUCUUGUCAUCUAUCUAUCUAUCUAUCUAUCUAUCUAUCUAUCUAUCUAUCUAUCUAUCUAUCUAUCUAUCUAUCUAUGUCAUGCUGUUUUUGUAUCUAUCUAUCUAUCUAUCUAUCUAUCUAUCUAUCUAUCUAUCUAUCUAUCUCUAGUUUUGUCAUCUAUCUAUAUAUCUAUGUCAUAUAUGUCAUCUCUAUCUAUCUAUCUAUCUAUCUAUCUAUCUAUCUAUCUCAGUUUUGUCAUCUAUCUAUCUAUCUAUGUCAUGCUGUUCAUAUCUAUCUAUCUAUCUAUCUAUCUAUCUAUCUAUCUAUCUAUCUAUAUAUAUAUAUAUAUAUAUAUAUGUAUCUCAGUAUUUUCAUCUAUCUAUGUAUCUAUCUCAGUUUAUAAGUAUGUUAAAAUGAGGAGUUACUUUUUAAUUACCCUAUCUAUCUAUCUAUCUAUCUAUCUAUCUAUCUAUCUGUAUAUAUAUAUCUCAGUUUAUCUCAUACUGUUCAUAUCUAUCUAUCUAUCUAUCUAUCUAUCUAUCUAUCUCAGUUUAUCUAUCUCAUACUGUUCAUAUCUAUCUAUCUAUCUAUCUAUCUAUCUAUCUAUCUAUCUAUCUAUCUAUCUCAUCCUUCACGAUUUGUUCUUUGCUCUUCCUGGACUUCACACACAGUUGUUGAUUGCAUCUCUCUCUCUCUCUCUCUCUCUCUCUAUCUAUCUAUCUAUCUAUCUAUCUAUCUAUCUAUCUCUCCUUCUCUCGCUGUUUUUCUCUAUAUAUCUAUUUUUCUCUCUCUUUCUUUCUUUCUUUCUUUCUAUCUUUUUCUCUCUCGCUAUCAUUUUCAACAUUAUGCCCAUAUCUAUCUAUCUAUCUAUCUAUCUAUCUAUCUAUCUAUCUAUCUAUCUCACUUUGUUUAUCGAAAGAAUUCAAAAUAAAAAAAUAUAUAUAACGGACACAAACGUAAAGUUUUCCAUUUCUCUCUCAAUUCGAAACCUUCUUUGA